AUGGAACCCACGCGAGAGGAGCGGCAGCAAAUGCGGCAGCGUGGAGCUGGGACGCGCAAAGCAAAAGAAGUCAAUUUCGGAUUUUCAUUCGGUGGCCUUGCGCCAGAACCAUCAGCGCCAGCGCCGCUUGCUAUUGUCCCUGAACCUCAACCACAAACACAACCUGCGACCACACCACGACCGACCAAGGCGUCAACCCAAGGCGAGGAGGAGACUGCGCGUACUCCAGGAAGCGCGCGUAACAAAUUCCCCGAGAGGCCUUCGACAUAUGACAUACCCUCAGACGAUAGGCCUGAACAAACGCGAAGCAGCAAACGGAGGAAGAUCAAUCCAAUCGAAGGAACUCAGGAUACUCCAACUCGGCGAAACACGGCGCGACCCGCGAAUGACGACUCCCAACAUGCUGAUCACAGCGCAGGUAGCACAGAGGGGCAACCCAGCCAUGCACCCCCGAUACCCGACGCCACUAUCGAAGGUCAGCGUCCAGGAACUGAGACCUCGAGCGCUAAUGGCGUGGAUCGAGUGACCCCAGCCGACAAAGAGCGGGUUGCUCAAAAUGGCACACCAGCAAAUGGCGUCGCAGAGCCUACACUGGCUGAAAGCACGCAAGAGCCAACUGCAGUACCCAAAGCACCCUCAUCUGAGGCUCAAUCUGGGGCCAAGCAGCCAGAAAAGAUGAAGCCACUACGUGAAGAACGACACAAGAUCCAGUCACCCAUAAUGCCUGCAAAACAGGCUCAAAGAGACAACAGCAGGAAACGAGGUGCCAUAGUACCUGCUUCGCCGGCGGCCCAUCUGGCAGAGAGACCUACAACAGCUCUACAAAGCAACGUAUCAACAGAGAUUGCUAGACCUAAUGAUGUUUCGGUUGAUGAUAGUGCUGAGGCGGCUGUAAGCGCCCCAGAAACCACGGAAAUUGCACCAGAACAAGACAACCAAGCAUCUACAGAUCCUACCCAGAAGACAAGGAAAGCGCGAGGUCGCCCGCGCAAGUCAACUGUGUCUCAAUCCCCAGAAAGUGCGGCAAAUGCGGCACAAGACCCUGUACCUGAAACACGGCCUGAACCCACGGCAGAACAAGUUGAGACAUCUGCACCAACCAAACGGCCUCGCGGAAGACCGUCUCUCAAUGGCAAGACAAAGGCUGCUGAAUCUGGGAGAGUUUCAAAUGAGCCUCCGGCAGCACAAGCUGAGACAUCUUCACAGCCCAAGCGGCCUCGUGGCAGACCAUCUCUCAAUGGGAAGAACAGAGCCGCUGGGGCUGUCAGGGCUUCGCCUGAGCCCGUACCAGACGCUGCGGAGGUGGAAGCUGCAGUUUCUAAGCCACAACGUGGCAGACCUAGCAAGAAAGGGAAACGCCCAGCGGAGCCUGGGUCUGAACCCCAACCCACUACAGAAGGCCAACCAAGCCCUGAGGCUGUAUCGACUGCAUCCAAACCACGCGGAAGGCCUACAAAGAAGGCGAAGCGUCCCGGUGAGCGUGAGACAGAACCCGAUGCAGAAGCUGAUGCAGAAGAGCAAGAGCAACCAGCAGCUGAGCCUACAGAGCAAACUCGCCGAAAGGCUCGUGAGCCUCGAGGGGAGAGCUUCCCUGUCACUGUUCAUCGUCUCGCCAACGCCGUUGCUCUGGGUGGCAGGGUCUCUGCUGCCGAUCCUGGAGACGAACAAGACUCCGCCGACGAGCUAUCAUCACGCCAGCGGACCAAGGUGCCCAACCGCGGCGGUGUCAAUCCUGCAGACGUAUUGGGCCAGAUCUGCCGCGAAACUCUAGAGAAGACCCUCACAACACUCAAUGAUGGGAUUGCCAAUGAGGAGAAUGCUACACGGCGAGCAGAGUGGACACGCAAAAGAAAAGCCGUCGAGGCCUUUGGCUCUGAACUUGAGAGUCGUCUUAUGGAUCUAAGCGAGAUGCUGGACAGUAACUUUGUCCUCGGUGUGCAGUUGAAGAAAGCCAAGAAGGAAAUGAUGGAACUACGCAGCCAUCUAUACCGGGUCAAAAAGGAACGAGAAAUGGUGGCUUUACAGAUGGACGCAGUGCGCGGCAAACACAUUGAAGAGGAGAAGGCCAAAUCGUCACGAACCACCAUCAACAACUCCCUUCACAGCCUCGAACUCGCCCUCGAGCGCAAUCAGAACCGCACCGUAGCUGUUGAAUCCACCUCUGCAGAUCUCGAAUUCAUGCUCCGCACCGUCGCCGAUGUGAGUUCUCGAGCCCCGGGAGCCCAAGGUGGACUCCUGAACCAAAUACGGGCGUUUAAUGCACAGCUUGAAGCUACUGCCAGCCGCCUGGAGCGAUGA
Penicillium canescens is the source of this 2298-nucleotide messenger RNA. RefSeq lists its product as uncharacterized. Gene Ontology annotation, molecular function: DNA binding. The coding region runs from base 1 to 2298 and encodes 765 amino acids. The transcript has 5 exons. The record is from RefSeq and is a predicted model, not a curated record. NCBI's taxonomy places the organism in Eukaryota, Fungi, Ascomycota, Eurotiomycetes, Eurotiales, Aspergillaceae.